Messenger RNA from Eublepharis macularius, 726 nucleotides. It is a transcript of the gene OPA3, whose product is annotated as outer mitochondrial membrane lipid metabolism regulator OPA3. The record is from RefSeq and is a predicted model, not a curated record. The transcript is spliced from 2 exons. Lineage: Eukaryota; Metazoa; Chordata; Lepidosauria; Squamata; Eublepharidae. Gene Ontology annotation, cellular component: mitochondrion. Gene Ontology annotation, biological process: regulation of lipid metabolic process. The coding region runs from base 36 to 506 and encodes 156 amino acids.
CCGGCGUCCGCGCGGGGGCCGCUGGGAGCGCGAGGAUGGUGGCCGGCGCCUUCCCGCUGGCCAAGCUGAUGUACUUGGGCGUCCGGCAGCUCUCCAAGCCCCUGGCCGCGCGCAUCAAGGCCGGGGCGCGCGCCAGCCCCUUCUUCCGCCAGUACAUCUGCGGGCCCCCCGCGCAGGUGUACCAUUGGAUCGAGAUGCGCACCAAGAUGCGGAUCAUGGGCUUCCGGGGAGCCGCCAUCAAGCCUUUGAAUGAGGAGGCAGCUGCGGAGCUGGGGGCAGAACUGCUGGGAGAAGCCAUCGUCUUUGGCGUGGGGGGGCUGUGCAUCUUCUUGGAGUACUCCCGCCAGACCGCCAACUCCAAGAAGAAAGAGGAGGAGCUGAACAGCACUCUGCUGGGCCUACAGGAGCAACUGGCCGAGCUCGCCCUGACUGUGGAAACCUUGGACACGCAAUUGCGCGAGGUCCACCGGGCACUCGUGGCCAUCCCGGCCUCUCCCAAGAAAUGAGUGGCCUGCAGUGGAAACGCUGCUUCCUGGAACUGUGAUCUCAUGGGGGGUGUAUCCCUCCCCCUCCCACCCAUGUGGUUCACCGAUGGUGCCAGUGAGAGCCCCAUUAUAUGCAGCAGAUUUGGGGUGCGGUAUCUGACACCCUGCCUCUCAGCUGCUGGGCUGCCUGACCUCUUCCUAAGAUGUAAAUAAUGAAUCAUUAAAAAAAAAGUGAGAGAGA